AAAAUGGACGACUUUGAGUAUGAUGCCUUUGUGGUUUACAAUCCCUUCGGAGAGGACCAGCAAUUUGUCAAUCUUAUGACCAGGGUACUCACGUCCCCACCGUACAACCUCAGACUUUAUGUACCGUGGUCUGAUGAAGCCGAGGAGUCGCUGGAAGCCGUGGCCACUGCAGAAAGUAUAGAAAAGAGGUGUAAAAAAGUGUUAGUUGUGAUAUCAGCAGCUUCUCUAGAGAGCGAUUUAUUCCAUUUUCAUCUAAAAGUUGCCCAUUCUAUGUCACCAGGUGCUCGUAGAAGAAAAGUAAUCCCUAUUCGAUUAGAUCAAACUGAGGUUCCAGCUGUGAUUCGCUUCACCACAUCAUGUGACUAUUACAAAAGAGAACUCCGUGUGUUUGUUUGGGACAGACUCAACGCUGCCUUCACGGACAGUGAUUAUACAUAUAAAUCUCGAGUCAGAAAAACAGCAUCUCUUCCGGAAAAGAGGAAACUUCCGGACCUGAUUCCAACCUCAUCUCCUUUAAAACGUGUACAGUCUUGGUGGCGAUUAAAGGUGUCUGUGAUCUAAAAUUCUAAAAUACCCAAUGAUCACUAAAUUUUAAUUAUUAGGUUGUAGUUUGAUUUAUCAUAUCAUAUACCACUGCUUAUAAAGGAUUGUGAUUCGACAAAGUUCUGAUCUUCAGUCUUUUUUGUUAUAACCAUGCUUUUGUACAUGUAUGUGUUAAAGUGUCUUCUACGGCUUAUUUAUAUGCACAAUUUAUUCUGUGAUAAUUAAUGUAUACAUCACACUAUAAUACAAUUGUAACCUUUCCAAUGUUAAAAAGUUUUCA
Saccostrea echinata is the source of this 823-nucleotide messenger RNA. Its product is annotated as myeloid differentiation primary response protein MyD88-like. Gene Ontology annotation, molecular function: TIR domain binding. Lineage: Eukaryota; Metazoa; Mollusca; Bivalvia; Ostreida; Ostreidae. The coding region runs from base 4 to 561 and encodes 185 amino acids. The record is from RefSeq and is a predicted model, not a curated record. Gene Ontology annotation, biological process: positive regulation of canonical NF-kappaB signal transduction; MyD88-dependent toll-like receptor signaling pathway. The transcript has 3 exons.